AUCAAAGAGAGUUGAAGGCAAUGAAUUUUGAAACUUCACGGGGUGCCACCCUACAGUACUGCCCUGACCCUUACAUCCAGCGUUUCGUAGAAACCCCAGCUCAUUUCUCUUGGAAAGAAAGUUAUUAUCGAUCCACCAUGUCCCAGAGCACACAGACAAGUGAAUUCCUCAGUCCAGAGGUUUUCCAGCAUAUCUGGGAUUUUUUGGAACAGCCUAUAUGUUCAGUUCAGCCCAUUGACUUGAACUUUGUGGAUGAACCAUCAGAAAAUGGCACAACAAACAAGAUCGAGAUUAGCAUGGACUGUAUCCGCGUGCAGGACUCGGACCUGAGUGACCCCAUGUGGCCGCAGUACACGAACCUGGGGCUCCUGAACAGCAUGGACCAGCAGAUCCAGAACGGCUCUUCGUCCACCAGCCCCUACAACACAGACCACGCGCAGAACAGCGUGACGGCGCCCUCGCCCUACGCGCAGCCCAGCUCCACCUUCGACGCCCUCUCGCCGUCGCCAGCCAUCCCCUCCAACACCGACUACCCGGGCCCGCACAGCUUCGACGUGUCCUUCCAGCAGUCGAGCACCGCCAAGUCGGCCACCUGGACGUAUUCUACCGAGCUGAAGAAGCUGUACUGCCAGAUUGCAAAGACAUGCCCCAUCCAGAUCAAAGUGAUGACGCCACCGCCACAGGGCGCGGUCAUUCGCGCGAUGCCUGUCUACAAGAAGGCUGAGCACGUCACUGAGGUGGUCAAACGGUGCCCCAACCAUGAGCUGAGCCGGGAAUUCAACGAGGGACAGAUUGCCCCUCCUAGUCAUUUGAUCCGCGUAGAAGGGAACAGCCAUGCCCAGUACGUAGAAGACCCCAUCACGGGAAGACAGAGUGUGCUGGUGCCUUAUGAGCCACCCCAGGUUGGCACUGAAUUCACGACAGUCUUGUACAAUUUCAUGUGUAACAGCAGUUGUGUUGGAGGGAUGAACCGCCGUCCAAUUUUAAUCAUUGUUACUCUGGAAACCAGAGAUGGGCAAGUCCUGGGCCGACGCUGCUUUGAGGCCCGGAUCUGUGCUUGCCCAGGAAGAGACAGGAAGGCAGAUGAAGACAGCAUCAGAAAGCAGCAAGUUUCGGACAGCACAAAGAACGGUGAUGGUACGAAGCGCCCUUUUCGCCAGAACACACAUGGCAUCCAGAUGACAUCCAUCAAGAAGCGGAGAUCCCCAGAUGAUGAACUGUUAUACUUACCAGUGAGGGGCCGUGAGACCUAUGAAAUGCUGCUGAAGAUCAAAGAGUCCCUGGAACUCAUGCAAUACCUCCCUCAGCACACAAUCGAAACAUAUAGGCAGCAGCAGCAGCAGCAGCACCAGCACUUACUUCAGAAACAGACCUCGAUGCAGUCUCAGUCUUCAUACGGUAACAGCUCCCCACCUCUGAACAAAAUGAACAGCAUGAACAAGCUGCCUUCUGUGAGCCAGCUUAUCAACCCUCAGCAGCGCAACGCCCUCACUCCCACCACCAUUCCUGAUGGCAUGGGAGCCAACAGAUCUGGCAAGUUUAAAGAUCCCGGAGCAGUUCCGACACGCGAUCUGGAAGGGCAUCCUGGACCACCGACAGCUGCACGACUUCUCCUCCCCUCCACAUCUCCUGCGGACCCCCAGUGGCGCCUCCACGGUCAGCGUGGGCUCCAGCGAGACCCGCGGGGAGCGCGUCAUCGACGCCGUGCGCUUCACCCUCCGCCAGACCAUCUCCUUCCCACCCCGAGACGAGUGGAACGACUUCAACUUCGACAUGGAUGCCCGUCGCAAUAAGCAGCAGCGCAUCAAGGAGGAGGGGGAGUGAGUCCGGUCCUGCGGGCUCUUUCUGUCCCCUCCCACCCUCCCACCCCACCACAAAGCGCUCCUGCUUGGUCGGCAAAGCCUCCCCUUCCUCUUCUCAGUCUGAUUUCUUAAAAGGAAGGAGAAGGAAGAGGCUGCCUCCUAACUAACAUCCGACCUGGCUUCUGAUUCUGAUUCUGGCUUUAAGCCUUCAAAACUCCUGUGUGCAGGACUGAAGUUGCCCGGGCUAGGGAGAAGUGAGCAAAAAAGAGGUGGGUAUCUCCUUAAGCUGCAGAGAUUCCUCAGUGACUUUUAUAAAGCAUUUGCGCCCUUAUAGUCUAAGACUAUAUAUAAAUAUAUAUAAAUAUAUAUAAAUAUGCAGUAUAUAUUUUGGGGUGAGGGCAUUGAGUAUUGUUUAAAAUGUAAUUUAAAGGAAAGAAAAUCGAAUUGCACUUACCGACUUUUUUUUUAAAAAAAAUUUACUUGUUUUUGAUAUUGUCUGUACCCCUUUUCUCAAAGGGCAUCAUGUAUGCUGAUCGGAAUCUGGAGCUUAAUAAUGACAUGUGUGUAAGAAUGAUGCAUAGGCCCUUUCAGUUCUUUGGGUACUGAACACAUGCCGAAACAAAGGUCCAGUUUUAUUUACCACUGCUUAGUAUGUGGGCCAGAUUGUAGUACGUACACUUUCCUCAAUGUUGGUGUAUUUUAUGUUACUAACAGCCCUGCCGGUGAAAGUGGUUCACUUUGGGGUUAUUUAGUCCAAUUAUAAGAGAAAUUUAUGUACACGUUAUAUACUAAAGGACAUUUUGGUUGAGAUUGGGAAUGAACCAUGUGAGUUACGGCUAAAAUUCUUUAAAGGUGCAUCACAGCCAACUCAAGAACACCUGGGAUCACGUAUCUGCGCAUGUCAGGAAACCUCUUAAAUUUAAUACCAGACACCUUAUCUUAUAGUAUUUGUUGAGGAAAAAAAUUGCUGCCAUUAUCGAAGUCUUAAAACUAAAUUUCUCAACCAUAUUAACUAACUCAAAUACACAUUUGCUACUCUUAACUAGAACUUGGGCUGAAAACCGUGUACAUAGUUCUUGUGGUAAAGUUGGACUAUCUAUCAAAAAUAUUAAGGAAAAAUAAGAAUCAUGCAGAAAUAUUAAAUCCAUACUAAACAGUUAGACAUCUCAGCAAACCAUGAAUUGAAGUUCUUGAAAAGUCUUUUCAAGGAUAAAUAAUAUUAUUUGGUAAAUGUUUCUUUUAAAGACCUGCUUAGUCUAUAAAAUUCUGCAUGUAGAGGCUUGUUUUCCUUUCUCUCUUCAAGCUUUAAAAUAGGAACGGGAAGGAUAAAAUUAUGAGAUUAGUUUUCUUGUGCCUAAGUUGCAUCACUGUAUCAUUUUUCUUUUUUAAUCAAUAAGCUUUUCACUUUGCUGGAGAGUAACUGUGAGAACCCAAUUUCCCGUCCAUCACCCUUAGGGAUUGUGCAUAGACGUAAAAACAUCCCCACAGGGCAAGGAAUGAUCCUUUCAUGGAAGCUGUUACUUAAACUACAUAAACAAAGAGAUGUCUUCAAACUUUGGGGAAACAUGUAAAUGACAAUAUUCCUCCUAGAUAUUUUUAGAAACAUACUUUAUAUCACAUAUCUUUUUUCAGAAUGUAAAAUAUAUAUUUUGUAUACCCGCUAGUGAGCUCUGAAAUCUUCCAUGCAUUCUGAUAAAGACCCGUGCUUGCACAUAAGCUUCCAUUUUUAUUUUAAAGUGCAAAAGGGCUACCGUGGCUCUCAAAUAUAAUGUAAUGUAUGAGUUUCAUCUGAAAAGUGUGUGUAUAUUUGUGAGUGAAAUUGCAUCCUUUGCAUUUUGGUUACUUUUCUUUCUUCUUGGGAUAGUGUGUUCUCCAGAACCACACUUGAAACCUUUUGUAAUUGUUUUUAUAUUUUCAUGGAAAUAUCAUUUAGUAAGGAUUCAAUGUCAAACAAGAAAUAACACUGUAAUUUUAAGAUGGGGAGGGAGGGAAAGUUGUUUUUUUAUUGUUUUUUUUUUUUUAAUUUUGUAUGUUAAAGAGGGUGCGUCCUUGAUUUCAAAGUUUUGUUGUGCUUACGUGGUAAUAAGCACUACUGAUUUCUGACAGGCAUGCAGCUUUGCAGAGUCAUGAUGGGGAAGAAUGAAAGCUGUGCCUUGGCAAUAUUAGGAGGGCAAAUGGCUUCCUUGCUGUCCUGAGUGUUUGAAUAAACCUGGGACUUCUGCGCUAUUUCAGCACUAUUCAGGUGGCACUAGGGGUUCAGAAAUUCCUGUACUGUAGCUCAUGGAUUUAGCACUAGCCAAAGCUAGGCACUGGUACUGGCUUCACAUCCUCAUGGUAACUUACACUUGAGUGCAUGAGUAGCCAGUAUGAGGGAUAAAAGACUACUAAGUACAGACAACUGGGAGUGGCUUUAACGGAGUCCUUGUGGCCUCAGCUCAAUGCAGUUGGCUGGUGAAUCGCAGAUUUUUGUUUGUAGAUGGCUAUGAACAGAAAUGGAAAGUAGAAUUGUCCUCAUUAAAUCCAUUUACCUUUUGUUUUCUUGAUAUUCCCCUAUAAUACAGUAUGUGGGAUGUUGAAUGUUA
Otolemur garnettii (small-eared galago) is the source of this 4384-nucleotide messenger RNA. It is a transcript of the gene TP63, whose product is annotated as tumor protein p63. Gene Ontology annotation, cellular component: nucleus. The record is from RefSeq and is a predicted model, not a curated record. Gene Ontology annotation, molecular function: protein binding; DNA-binding transcription factor activity, RNA polymerase II-specific; RNA polymerase II cis-regulatory region sequence-specific DNA binding. The transcript is spliced from 12 exons. Lineage: Eukaryota; Metazoa; Chordata; Mammalia; Primates; Galagidae. Gene Ontology annotation, biological process: protein tetramerization; regulation of transcription by RNA polymerase II; apoptotic process. Bases 21 to 1793 code for a protein of 590 amino acids.